AUGCUGGUGCCAGAGGAUGUGGCGCCGCGGGAAGAAAACGCUUCAGUACUACUAGUUAAAAAUACUCGCUCGAUACGAAAGUGCAUCAACGAUCACGAGGACAUCAAACUACACAUGUACAGUAUACUAUGUUUUCAGUACAUGUACAACUUCUACUACUUCUACAAUCUGCAUCUGUUGUCUGCUCGAAAAAGCAAAAAAUGUUUCGAAAUCAUCGAGGAUUGCAUUUGCAUGCACAUGCGCUUCAUAGACAAUAGAAUCGCAGUCUUCGGAGCUCCUGUGGGUAGUAGCUUGCGGAUAUCGAAGCCGCAGUUGUAUCUCAAUACUUGUUAAUAUCACCUUACGAACUACUAGCGAAAGGCAAAAUCUUCAAAAACAGCGUCGUCGACAGGGAGGAAGUAGGUUUAUGAAAUAAAUUCGAAGGCUGUCUCUUUUACGAAACAAAGUCUUGAAAUUUUUUUGGAAAAUGCAGUAUAAUCACAAAGACAAUUCACAUACUUCUUGGAGGAUUGUUGCGAUUUGAUGUUUUUCAGCGCAGACGGCGAUUGCAUGCCCAGUCUCAGUGCUUGAAAAACAACCCGGAAAUCCCAUCGGAAUCGAAGGUAUGAAGUGCAAAAAACAAGAAUUUGUUUGAACAUGAAAAUAUCUACCGCAUGUAUCGAAGAGAAUUGUAUGAAACAUAUGUAUUGACCAUUCGACAAUUUAACAGAAGCAGAACGACAAGUAGACUUGUUAAACAAAAUUUGCUAUGUGAUUGUUGCAACGAACACCAACACGGGACCAAGGACGUUGAUCUCUGACACCGUUCGCGUACCGUCAUCAUACCUCACAACGCCC
Amoebophrya sp. A120 is the source of this 837-nucleotide messenger RNA. Lineage: Eukaryota; Dinophyceae; Syndiniales; Amoebophryaceae. The record is from the annotation of a GenBank genome assembly.